This is a messenger RNA of Saccostrea cuccullata (small rock oyster), 774 nucleotides long. RefSeq lists its product as uncharacterized. The transcript has 3 exons. The coding region runs from base 37 to 642 and encodes 201 amino acids. The record is from RefSeq and is a predicted model, not a curated record. NCBI's taxonomy places the organism in Eukaryota, Metazoa, Mollusca, Bivalvia, Ostreida, Ostreidae.
AAAAAUUAUAUAAACAUAGUUUUAUGAUAUAUAGGUAUGCAGUGUCAUAAUGUCAGUCUUCAGACAGGAGGGAUUUUUCGGGGAUGCGUCUUUUACGCAAAUAGUGACGUCAUGAUGGAUUUUGGCGAUGCGUCAUCUACGUGUUCUAUGUACGGGGGAUCUCUCCAAACCUUGUUCAGCGACUACGACAUGGAACUUCUGAUCUUUACCCCCAUAUCUCACUGGAAGGGAGGAAACAUUACAGAUUAUAUCUGGUUAGAAGCUCUCAAUAAGAACACCACUGACUGUGUCGCCAUGGACACUAGCUCACACUUUUGGGAGGAGAGGGACUGUGACGAAAAGAUCGCCAGAGGAGUAGUUUGUAAAACUCAAUUCAAAGAGUUGGGAAGUACGAAGAGACGAGGCUUUGAUGAGCGGUACUUUCACCGAAAUAUCUCUUUGGAUGGGUAUGUGUUUUCAGAUGUAAUGUUCAGUCAACAUAUCAGAUCUUUAGAGAACUGCAUCAUCUACUGUCAGGUCAGGAUCGAGUGUAAGGCUGUGGUGUGGACCUCUAAUAACAUUUGUCACGGAUACAACCGAAUAAUAAGUAACACUGAAAUCAAAAUACCGAGUCCUGAAGCCCGAGUAUUUAGUCGGGAGUGAAUGUGAGCUGGUUUUAUGUUCAUCGUGUACCAUUUUGUAUGGUUUGAGCGAAAUAAAUGGAUUCUGAUUUUCAAUAUUUUAUGUUUUCUAUUUUAAACUUUAUUUACACACGUCUAUGUGCUGUAAAUAAUA